Rubroshorea leprosula is the source of this 2685-nucleotide messenger RNA. The record is from the annotation of a GenBank genome assembly. Lineage: Eukaryota; Viridiplantae; Streptophyta; Magnoliopsida; Malvales; Dipterocarpaceae.
GUUAUUAUAAUUAUAUAAAAAAAAAAAAAUCAAAUUGGGUUUUGGCAUCAGAUGCAGUUAUGGGCCUUAUGGCCCACAAAUCAUUUUUGCGCAUAUGAUACACUUGCCCAUGUGUAACCGUGGGUGCUAGUCUUGUAUAAGUAGCUGGUAGUUGAUUUCUAAAUCUAACCGUUAGAGACAUUUUACUAAAUAUAGCAAUAUCAUUUCAAUAGUUGAUUUAGAAUUAAUAGUUGAUAAUGAUUCAUUAACAAAGUUUUGUUUAGUGCAUCAAAAAAAAAAAAAAAACAAAGUUUUAUUGACAAUGAAUUCUUAAGAACCAAUGAAAAUUACAAUCAUGUCAUGUUGUGAGAAUUUAUUAUCAAUAAACGUUGUUAAUAAAUCAUAUUCAUUUAUAAGAGAAUGAAGGGUUGAAGAACAGUUUUAACCUUUUAAAUUUUGGAAAUGACACUUUCGUGUAUCCCUUUAUAAAAAAGGGGGUCACUUUGUCCCUCUAUUUUCAAAGUACAACUUUUUUUUUCUUUCUUUUGUUAUUCCCUUUUGUUUAUAGGUACCUCUCAACAUGGUUUCUUAUGGAUGUGGCAUCAACAAUCCCAUUUGAGGCAUUAGGCUACUUAUUCACAGGCAAAAGCAAAAUGAGUGUCUCUUAUUCCCUUCUGGGACUGCUAAGAUUUUGGCGACUCCGACGAGUUAAGCAACUAUUCAUCAGACUGGAGAAAGAUAUCAGAUUCCCCUAUAUCUGGGUCAGAUGUGCUAAACUUCUGGCUGUGGCGUUAUUUUUAGUGCAUUGUGCUGGAUGCUUGUACUACUUGCUUGCUGACCUGUAUCCACACCAGGGCAAGACAUGGCUAGGGUCAAUAAACCCUAAUUUCAGGCACACAAGCCUUUGGAUUAGAUAUAUUUCAGCUUUAUAUUGGUCCAUUACUACCAUGACCACAGUUGGCUAUGGUGACCUCCAUGCUGUAAACACAGUGGAAAUGAUCUUUAUAAUUUUCUACAUGCUCUUCAACCUUGGCCUCACUGCAUAUAUAAUAGGUAACAUGACAAAUUUGGUUGUUGAAGGAACUCGUCGUACCAUGGAAUUUAGAAAUAGUAUUGAAGCAGCAUCAAAUUUCGUAUCCAGAAAUAGAUUGCCUCCAAGACUGAAAGAGCAGAUAUUGGCUUAUAUGUGCCUGAGAUUUAAGGCUGAGAGCUUGAACCAGCACCAAAUGAUAGAACAAUUACCAAAAUCAAUAUGCAAAAGCAUCUACCAACAUUUGUUCUUACCAACAGUGGAGAAAGUCUACCUUUUCAACUGUGUAUCAAGGGAAAUUCUAUUACUCUUGGUUGCAAAGAUGAAAGCUGAGUACAUGCCUCCUAGGGAGGAUGUGAUCAUGCAAAAUGAAGCACCAGAUGAUGUUUACAUAAUUGUGUCUGGGGAAGUGGAGAUUGUUGACUGUGAGGGGGAGAAAGAAAUUGUUGUAGGAACUCUCCAAUCCACAGACAUGUUUGGAGAAAUUGGUGCAUUAUGUUGCAGACCUCAGAGGUUUACAUUUCGAACAAAGACAUUAUCUCAACUCUUGAGGCUCAGAACUAGUGAUUUGAUUGAAGCAAUGCAAGCUAAACAAGAAGACAAUGUUUCCAUGCUUAAAAACUUCCUCCAUCAAAACAAGAAGCUUAAGGAUCUUAAAAUUGGAGAUUUAAUAUUCAAGGGCGGCGAUGAAGAUGAAGAUCCAAACAUGUCGAUUAAUCUGCUGUCUGUGGCUGGAAUAGGCAAUGCUGCUUUUCUUGAGGAACUUCUAAAGGCAAAGUUGGAUCCUGAUAUAGGAGAUUCCAAGGGGAGAACUCCCCUGCAUAUAGCAGCAUCAAAUGGACAUGAAGAUUGUGUAAUGGUACUCAUCAAGCAUGCCUGCAAUAUCCACCUUCGAGAUCUGAAUGGUAACACUGCAUUAUGGGAUGCAAUAUCAUCAAAACACCAUUCAGUAUUCCGGAUCCUAUACCAUUAUGCGGCCAUUUCUGACCCCUUCACUGCGGGUGACCUUUUAUGCACUGCUGCUAAAAGAAAUGACAUUGAGGUGAUGGAGGAACUACUGAGACAUGGGUUGAAUGUUGAUGCAAAGGAUCGCCAUGGAUUGACAGCAUUACAGAUUGCCAUGGCAGAGAAUCAUGCAGACAUGGUUAAUUUUCUAGUGAUGAAGGGGGCAAAUGUUGCGAAUGUGAGUACUCAUGGGUUAUCUUGUAUGAAUUGGAAUGAAAUGGUGCAAAAUCAAGAAAUUGAGCACAGAAUCACAAUUCUGGAUAGCAAUCUUAAUGGAGCCUCGAAAAGGAUGGAAGGAGGACAUGAAGAAAAAUGCCAUGGAAUCAAUAAUCUAAGGGUGAGUAUUUAUAGAGGCCAUCCUUUAGUGAGGAAGGAAACUUGUUGUAGGGAACCGGGGAGACUAAUAAAGUUGCCAAAUUCACUUGAGGAGCUCAAGAAAAUUGCAGGAGAAAACUUACGAAUUUCUGAUGUCACAAAUGCUACUGUGACAAAUGAAGAAGGAGAUGAAAUAGACUCCAUUGAAGUUAUUAGAGAUAAUGAUAAGCUUUUCAUCAAUGAAAGCCCAAUAAAUUCAACAGUUUUAUAAUAGAAAGAGUAUAUUCAGGUUCAAGUUCAUCCUUAUAAAAUUGUACAACAUUAUCUCUGGUGAUCAAGAAAAAAUUUAGCUUCUU